Symbiodinium sp. CCMP2592 is the source of this 1056-nucleotide messenger RNA. The record is from the annotation of a GenBank genome assembly. NCBI's taxonomy places the organism in Eukaryota, Dinophyceae, Suessiales, Symbiodiniaceae.
AUGUCCCACCUGCUGUUCAAAGAAGCAGUUCGCCUGCCUGGUCCCCGGAGCGUCGGGCUGCGUGCCUUCUUCGGCACAAUUCCACUUCAGAAAGCCUUUCAAGAGAUAGAGUCACGAAUGAUCUCCUCCUUGUCAACUGCUGCGAGGCCAAACGGGGCUUUGCAGAGCACGCCCGUGGAGCUUCUGCGAGCCUAUGAGGCGGGGCAGCGAUCCGAGGCCCGGGACUCGGAUUCACCGUGUGAAGAGUCACCCCUCGAAUUGCUUUCGUUUCAAGGUUUCCCUGUGGCUGUACUCAGUGGCGGUGGUGGCGGCAGUGGCCAGCGACUUGCAGAGACCGCCAGCACAUGCAUGACGGAGAGGGAUUUGUUCGGCGCCAGGUCCUCUUCGUGCUUUGGCACCACCGCUACCACCGGGCAGAGCUCCCUGGUGGAGGCAGUAGAGGUCGACCUGGAGGCGGGCGGCGAGCCGUUGCAGGUGGAGGCGGUGGAAGUCGACCUGGAGGCGGGGCUCCCUGGCCCGUCGCAGGUGGAGGCUGUGGAGGUCGACGUGGAGGCGGGCGGCGAGCCGUUGCAGGACCCAACUGGGCUCAGCGACGCGGAGACCGAGGAGGAAGAGCCGGGCGAGGCACAGUCCGGUCUCCCGCCCGGCUUGACUCUGACGGCACCGCCCGAGGAGUUUAUGCUGCCACCCUUGGCGUCACCAGCAUCCUCGACAGCCCCAGACAGCCAGCCGGUCUGGAUGACUCGAGGCCUUCCAGAGGGUCCAUCCCCUUUGCUGCUGGAGGCGCUGGAGCUGGCCCGGCUGCCGUACACGCCAGAGCUGAUUGAGUAUUCUCGGCACCUGGGGAUGGACCCAAUCGCCGACAGCGAUCUUCUAUGGAUCGCUGUUGAGGCCUUGAAAGCGCCGCUGCCGUUCGACUGGACGGUGCACUUCGACGCCAGCGGCAAGGCUUUCUACUACCACGCAGCCACCGGAGCUACCUCAUGGACCCAUCCGAUGGAGUACUUAUUUCGCCACACCUACCGGAACAUGCUAAAGGAGGCUGGCAGGCUGUGA